Molecule: messenger RNA, 1448 nt
Organism: Cuscuta campestris
Lineage: Eukaryota; Viridiplantae; Streptophyta; Magnoliopsida; Solanales; Convolvulaceae
Source: the annotation of a GenBank genome assembly
CAGACCUGGACGGAUUAGGGUGUUACAGGUGCCCCGAACUUGAGGGUUCUUCUAUUGGGUGGAAAUCGAUUAAGCGGCUUGCUCCCGAACCAGCUAUGCGCACUACGAGAACUAAACAUGGUUGACCUUUCGCGCAACCGCUUCUCAGGUCAAAUACCUAAAUGCAUCAAUAAUAUCACAUUCGGGCAACCUGGGCUCUACAACACCAUAUAUGAUGACGUAUUCUCUGUAUGGGGUAGCAACGAUGCUGAAAAAGGCGUUGUAACAUACGGGAACAUCUUGUUUCAAGUGUACGACAUGACGACAACAAAACAAGUGAACCUAUUUUUGGUGGGAAUGGACUUUGUGACAAAGAAAAAAGUCAACUCUUACAAAGGCAACAUGGUCAACUACAUGUCUGGUCUCGACCUCUCUUGUAAUAGCCUCGGGGGCGAGAUCCCGAGCGAGCUGGGAGAGGUCGAAUGGAUUCAUGCAUUGAAUUUGUCACAUAACCAAAUCAUAGGCCAAAUCCCAACAUCAAUUUCAGGGUUGAGACAAUUGGAGAGUUUGGACCUUUCAUACAACAACCUAAGUGGGAGUCUUCCCUUAGGGCUAGUGGAACUCACCUUCUUGGAGUGUUUCUCUGUGGCGUAUAACAACUUAUCAGGGAGUGUCCCUAAUGUGAAGGACCAGUUUGGAACCUUCGAGAAGAACAGCUAUGAAGGGAACCCCUAUCUUUGCGGCGGACAGACCGAGAAGAAUUGCAGCAGCAUGAAAAACAUCGAUGGUGAUGACGACGACGACGACGAUGAUCGGAUGGUGGAAACAACAUCGGAGGAAUGGUACGAGGAAGUGGACAUGUCAGCUUUUUGGGCAGCUUACAUCAUCUUCUUCUUGGGAGUGUUCAUUUCCAGCUGGCGCUGUUUGGAAUUCAAUGAGAACGGGUGGACAUUAAUUUGGUCACAUAAUGACAAAUUUUUCUCGACCCGAGGCCCACAACCCGGGAUGGAAAAGAUUGAAAAAAGAAAAAGUAAAUCGUAGUGAUUCGAUUUCUUUUGCUUUAUCAAGAUUUGUAUUCCUUGUCUAUUUUGGAAUCAUCCUCUUCUAUAAAUAAAGGAGAAACCCCUUGUAACUAAACAGAACAAUUCAAUAUACAUAAUAUUUUUCCUCUUAUUAAUUUCUACAUGGUAUCAGAGCAAGAUUCCUAGGAAAACCCUAAUAUAGACAAACGACGGUCCAUCACCGCCGGAAUUUCCUUCUCGAACGUCGACAUGGCAGAAGUAGAAGAAAAUCUCGUCGGCAAGCUCUUCGAAGAGGAAGAGAAGAUCCCUACGAAGGGAAGUUCUUACGAACUCAAGAACGCAGACACACCUGGAUUAAUUAUCACCCAAGUCAAACUAAACGGUGAUAAUUAUGAAGAAUGGGCUCGUGCAAUGAGAAUUGCAUUCCGUGCAAAACGGAAAAUUGGA